This is a messenger RNA of Heteronotia binoei (common prickly gecko), 1183 nucleotides long. It is a transcript of the gene GRAMD2A, whose product is annotated as GRAM domain containing 2A. NCBI's taxonomy places the organism in Eukaryota, Metazoa, Chordata, Lepidosauria, Squamata, Gekkonidae. The coding region runs from base 44 to 1018 and encodes 324 amino acids. Gene Ontology annotation, biological process: regulation of store-operated calcium entry. Gene Ontology annotation, cellular component: extrinsic component of cytoplasmic side of plasma membrane; endoplasmic reticulum membrane; organelle membrane contact site. Gene Ontology annotation, molecular function: phosphatidylinositol-4,5-bisphosphate binding. The record is from RefSeq and is a predicted model, not a curated record. The transcript has 12 exons.
GAGUGGGCGGGGCUUGUGCCGGGCGAUCGGCUAGCUGCCGGGAAUGACGGCUCCGCGGAGGGGGGAUCGCGCGGCGUCGCCGGCCAGCACGAAGCCAAUGCAUGAGAAGGCAGGGCCCAUGCACAGUCCGGACAAACCAGAGGCACUGCAUAAGGAAAAAAGCUUGGAUUCUCCAAACGGCAGCCUGCACUUGAGUGAUGCCGUCAAGGAGGAGCUAAAGAAAUGUCACCGGGAAGUGGCUCCAAAUAAGUACAAUUCCCAGUACCACAAGUUAUUCAAGGACAUCCCCACAGAGGAGAGUGUGCUGAAAGUCUGCUCCUGCGCCCUCCAGAGAGACAUUCUCAUCCAAGGCCGGCUCUACAUCUCCCCAAACUGGCUCUGUUUCUAUGCAAACCUUUUUGGAAAAGAUAUCAAGGUGGUUAUUCCUGUUGUCUCUGUCCAGCUGAUAAAAAAGCACAAGACAGCCCGGCUGCUGCCCAAUGGACUGGCUAUCACCACCAACGCGAGCAGAAAAUACAUCUUUGUGUCCCUUAUCUCAAGAGACAGUGUGUACGAUGUGUUGCGGAGAGUCUGCACCCACCUGCAGGUCUCGAGCAAAAAGAGUUUGAGCUUGAAAGAGCUGACGGAAGAGCCGGAUGCAGUGUCGCUGGAGGUGAUCGUCCCUGAAGUGAAGUGGAGGAAGGGGUCCCCAACAUCACUGUCGCUGGCCCUCCCAGAUGCAGGCUUCCAGUGCAUCCACCGGGCUUCCGCCAGCAGCCUCAGCAAGGAGAGUUCGUGCAACUCGGAGGAGCCUCUGGUGUCAGAGAGUGCAAUAAACACUGAAGAGGAGGACCUGGAGGCAGAGCAAAGCUGCAAGGCCGAGUUGAAGCCUUCCGACUACCAGUUGCUGAAAGUCUUCAUUGUGUUGAUCUGCCUCCUGGUGGUGUCUUCCUCCUACCUGGCCUUCCGCAUCUUCCGCCUGGAACAGCAGCUCUGCUCUUUGAAUCGGGACUAUCUCUCCCGCGUGCCCCGCAGGUGACUGUGGUUUCAUGAGGGGUGGCGAUGAAGGAAAGAGGACCUUGGGGUUCACAUUCUUGUCCAGCCCAACUAGCUAACCCAGCUGCAGAGGAUACAGGGCAAGGGGAUGUCCUUGUCCGCAUCACUCCCGCACCACAGCACUCCGUUUCCAGCAGUCAAACUUAGA